This is a messenger RNA of Myxocyprinus asiaticus (Chinese sucker), 5148 nucleotides long. It is a transcript of the gene esrrga, whose product is annotated as estrogen-related receptor gamma a. Gene Ontology annotation, biological process: regulation of DNA-templated transcription. The transcript is spliced from 8 exons. The record is from RefSeq and is a predicted model, not a curated record. Gene Ontology annotation, cellular component: nucleus. Gene Ontology annotation, molecular function: zinc ion binding; steroid binding; DNA-binding transcription factor activity. The coding region runs from base 149 to 1675 and encodes 508 amino acids. NCBI's taxonomy places the organism in Eukaryota, Metazoa, Chordata, Actinopteri, Cypriniformes, Catostomidae.
CUGCUCUGUCACGGCAAGGAGAGACAGGAGGAGGAGGUACAGAGUAAGAGAGAGAGAAAGAGAGAGAGAGAGGGGGAGAGGGAGAUAGAUAGAAAAAAUACUUAAAUUUAUAGAGGAGGUUUGCACAAAUGAUGAUUGCAGAGUGCACAUGGAUUCGGUAGAACUUUCACUCCCCGAGUGUUUCUCCCUACACUCUGAACAACAAAUGAAUUUAUCAAAGGCCCAAGUUAAUAGUGAAGAUAAGUACGCCAAAUGCGGCUCUUGGAGAACACAACAGCAAUACGACGUCGAGGCCAGUCACAUGCGUGAUGCACAUGCUCUAUAUAACCAAAGGCUGCUCUGCAGAAUGUCCAACAAGGACCGCCACAUUGAGUCGAGUUGCCCCUCCUACAUCAAGACGGAACCUUCCAGCCCCGCCUCACUGACGGACAGCGUAAACCACCACAGCCCCGGCGGAUCUUCAGACGCCAGCGGUAGCUACAGCUCCACCAUGAACGGCCAUCAGAACGGUCUGGACUCACCCACUCUGUACGGCCCCACUGGUGCUCUGGGCCCCAACGGUGCUGGAGCCAAACGCUAUGAGGACUGCUCCAGCACCAUCACGGAGGACUCACAGAUCAAAUGCGAGUACAUGCUCAACUCCAUGCCCAAACGCCUGUGCCUGGUGUGCGGGGACAUCGCCUCUGGCUACCACUAUGGCGUUGCCUCCUGCGAGGCCUGCAAGGCCUUUUUCAAGAGGACCAUUCAAGGAAACAUUGAGUACAGCUGCCCCGCUACCAAUGAAUGUGAGAUCACCAAACGCAGAAGGAAGUCUUGCCAAGCCUGCCGCUUCAUGAAGUGUCUGACUGUCGGCAUGAUGCGAGAAGGGGUUCGACUGGACCGUGUCCGUGGUGGCAGACAGAAGUAUAAACGCCGGAUAGAUGCAGAGAACAGUCCCUACUUGAACCCUCAGCUGGCUUUGCCGCCCAAAAAACCAUUCCCCUUUGGCUGCCUUGCAGAUAACAAGAUUGUGUCUCACUUGCUGGUGGCGGAGCCUGAGAAGAUCUACGCCAUGCCUGACCCCACCGUGCCCGACAGCGACAUCAAAGCCCUGACCACGCUAUGUGACCUGGCCGACAGGGAACUGGUGGUCAACAUUGGCUGGGCCAAGCAUAUCCCAGGGUUUUCCACGCUGUCACUGGCUGACCAGAUGAGUCUUCUUCAGAGCGCUUGGAUGGAGAUCCUGAUCUUGCGUGUAGUCUAUCGCUCGCUGUCUUUUGAGGACAAGUUGGUGUACGCUGAGGACUACAUCAUGGAUGAGGACCAGUCCAAGCUGGCCGGCUUGCUCGACCUGAACAAUGCCAUUCUGCAGCUGGUGAAGAAAUACAAGAGCAUGAAACUGGAGAAGGAGGAGUUUGUCACUCUUAAAGCUAUUGCCCUGGCUAACUCAGAUUCCAUGCAUAUAGAGGAUAUGGAAGCUGUACAGAAACUCCAGGAUGUGUUGCAUGAGGCCCUGCAGGACUACGAGGCGGGCCAGCACCCAGAGGACCCGCGCCGAGCCGGCAAAUUGCUCAUGACCCUACCCCUGCUUCGGCAAACGUCCACCAAGGCAGUGCAGCACUUCUACAGCAUCAAACAGGACGGCAAAGUGCCCAUGCACAAACUGUUUCUGGAGUUGCUGGAGGCCAAGGUCUAACUCCAUCCCCUUGCUGGCCCCACGCUAUACUGAAGGAGCUGGAGGGGUACGUCACUGACUCCACCCCUUUACCCGGGCAGACACUGACUAAUUCUCUGCCACUGUUUGUGAAACCUUUGUCUAUAAACUUUAUCAAAUAAUAACUAAAAACAUAACCAUAAUGGUACUUCUAAUUACUGACAAUGAUACGUAAUAUAAGAAUGAUUUCAAUUGUGAUUAUUGAGAAAAAUGUGAAAUGAAAACAAAAAAAAUUACUGCUUUCAUUAUUUAGCAGUGGGACUUUAAACCAGCUUUCGACUUGUUCUUCUGGAAAAUCUGAUGCUGACAUUUUUUGUGCUAUUGAGACAUUUUGUUGAUUUUCAAAAGAGAAAUUCUCUGGAGCCGAGAAAGACCAGCCCUGCCAAAGGAAAAAGGUCCACCCAGUGGACACCAGCAAGCUAAACUUUCCCCGAACUUUACUGUUCAGCUCCAAUGUUGCUGAAGGAAUCUAGGAAUUGUCCCUCUUUACCAUAAAAUACACAUCAUAGUGACUAUGUGCAGUAUUACAUUACAAGUCAUCGGAGCAGUUUUACCAUGUGAUAGCCAAACAGAGAUUUUUACGUCUUUGAAAAAGCUGCUCCUCACCAUUACUUAGCCAUGUGGAUUGCUCAUGUGUGUUUCACUACCUUGUUGUUGUUUUUUUUUUUUUUUUUUGAAGUCUUCCAAACACUUCUAGCCUCUUUUAAUGGUUUCAUUUUUAUCUUUUCAGGGAAUAGCCUAAGCUUUAGUCUUUCAUGCAAUACAAAGCAAAGACAAACUGCAGUGGUGAAAGAACAAACUAAUAUAUUUAUUCGUUUUAUUUUAUUAUGCUUUAUUUCAGUAUAUUUGUACUGUACUGAAGGAUGUAAAUAUAUAAUAUGGUCAUCAAAUAUGAUGUUUCCUUAAUUAAUGUUAAUAAUUGAUCGUUAUGUUUUUCUACCGACCACCAUGUUUCGCAAAUACGAAUCAUGAAGACGAAAACCUGGUAUCUUCUCUAAGCAAUAGAUGUUUAAAAAGUGAAGGUGUAAAUGUAUGCAAUUCUCUUUUGUUUAGUGCCACACUUAACUUUCGCUUUUCUGUCUGUGCUUGUCAUAAGAUGAUAGAUUACAUACAUGCAAUGGCCAGAAGGACCAUAACCAUUAUCUCAAGCAAAUUAUAUAUGCAUACUGUAUAUAUUAACUUCAGCCUCUAAAUUCUAUUGACAUUAUUUCAUACUGAAGCAGUAUUUGAACUGUUAAGCAAAAUAGCACUUAGCGAACACAUCACCAUGAGUUGACGGAGAAACAUUGUAGGUUUAGUUUCAUGGUGGUCCUAAUUUUUACAAGAAUAGUGUCAGAGAUAUCAUAACGUGAUGUAAUCUUCCUCAAAGCAAGCAAUCCACAGCCUUCAUCAGAAAUAUGUCAGUAUUAGUAUGGGGUAUUUUCUGAAUAUUCUUAAGCAUUGUAUAUUGUAAAUUAACAGAUUAUAAAUCUAACCUAAGACAUUUUAUUGGAACAGAAAAAAAAAAAAAAUGUAGUUCAGCUUCUUGGUGUUUCAUGUCUGCUGUGUUUUUUCUGAAGCAUCGAUUCCCCCCAUUUACUACCCGUAGUGAUCGCAGGUCUCACUGUUCAGUAUACUUUCUUUUCUUUUUCUCUCUUUUCUUUUUUUUUUCUUUUUUCGGGACAGUACAAUUCGAGAUAAUACUGGAUGUAUGAAUCCUCAAGAGACAGGUGCAAUGGGCUCUCAAAUAAAAGACUCUUUCUAUUUACCAUUAGAUUAACUGAUCACGAUCGAUAUAAUCUAUGCUGAUAUAUAAGUGAAUACAGAUAUUUAAAGGAGGUACACCAUGUACAAGAGAUCAUCUGUGUAACUCCGAUCUUAUAGACUAACACCUGUAUAUCAUAGGUUACAGAUAUUUCAAAUUACUUCCUUUUCACCCCUUUUUUCUGAUCUUUUCUCUAUUUUCCUUUUUUUUAACAAAAUGCUGUACAGAAGGCCUUCCAUGCUGAACUCCAUUGGUAUAUAUCUUGACUCUUUGAGGUUGCACAGGGAAGAAGCGUUUUUUGUUUGUUUUUGUGUAAGAUCAGUUUUUAAAGCUAUCACUUUGACUGUGUGCUUAAUAAAAAUGAAGAAAAAAAAGAACAGAUAAUUUUUUAAGGGAAACGGGGAUGAGGGUUUUAGUUGCUUUUCCUCAGUCUUGAUCUAUAAAUACACUGUAUCUAUCAUUAGUUAUUCAAAACUCUAAAUAGAUUGUGCUUUGGAAAGGGUAGUGUAAUGUGACUCUAGAUCUUAUCGCUCAUGGCAACACAUCAGAUGGUCAAAAACGUUGGGUUGGGGUGAUCUUGCUCUUGAUAAGAUGUUGGUACUUUCAAUUUUUCACGUGAACAAGAAAAAGAGGUGCUGUUUUCUUCUAUGUGAUUUUGUUUUCGUUCAUGUUCAUUUGUGUUGUCUUUAAUACUGAUCACAUGAAAAUCAAGUAUACGAAACAAGACUCUCAUCAGCAACUUCAGAUGAGCUUUAUAAUUCUUUUCAGUUUUGUAAGGUUACACGAAAAUGAAAGCAAGUGGUCCUGGUCUACAUUCGGACACUAUUUUAAGGUAUGCAUUUUUUUUUUUUUUUUUUUUAAGUUAAACCAAGUUGGCAAUGCUUUCAGUGCACAAAAUGAUGAACAAAACAAUACUUUUAUGAAAUGUAUCAUGUAAUUUUGAAGAAAAUUGUAUGGAGACCUGUCAAACAAUUCAAAGACAAUUUUAUUAUGUCUUUCAAAACCUUCCUCAUCUAUUCAGCAUAGAACUCAAAGUGUAAUUUAGCCGUAAGGUACCGAUUACAACUUUGCUUUUGAGAGAUAUUUUCUUAUUUCAAGCAACAUGAUGGUACAACACACAUCUGUUGUACAUUGUGAUUUCAUUAGAUCAAAAUGCUGUAACUAUUGGACUGUUUUGCAAAUUAUAGCAUAAUAGGAUUAAGGAUGAUCAAAUGUACAAACAACUGCUAUUUUUCGAUGUUAAAGAGGUUAUAGGUGUUGCUUGUAUUAAUUCAUGCAUUGACACGUCUGCCAAACGCAUUUAGGCUUCCUGGCAGUCAAACACUGAAACAUAGACCACUGAGGGAAAGGACGAGAUCCAGAAAAAGGAAGGGGAAAGAAUAAAAGAACAUUUGAAAAAGCUUUUAUGAUCAAUAUGAUAUAUUUCAACCGAGGAGUUGCUGAAACAACCUGUAGUGAGAAUCAUGUCUGUAGUUUUUAGAUGUGCUCCACAUCGGUAAAACUAUUAACUGUAUAUUUUUGUGAUGUGCAUCAUUGCUGUGUGCUCCAAACAAUAUGUCAAUUUGUGUAAAUGUAUUUAUUUUACAUUGUAUAUAUUGUUCAAUGCAAAAAGAGAGACCUAUGAUUCUGUAACUACGAUCAGUUCAGAUGUGUAACUCCAAUUAUGCCUUUCAGGAUAAUAGUAGAGCAAUAUUAAACAUGCUUCCAGUUU